Messenger RNA from Hemicordylus capensis (graceful crag lizard), 2949 nucleotides. RefSeq lists its product as uncharacterized. The transcript is spliced from 19 exons. NCBI's taxonomy places the organism in Eukaryota, Metazoa, Chordata, Lepidosauria, Squamata, Cordylidae. The record is from RefSeq and is a predicted model, not a curated record. Bases 711 to 2861 code for a protein of 716 amino acids.
UGUCACAAAAUGGAGGAUAGCAUCUUUCUUACACAAAAUGGUGCUUGAGCUGGUUCGAACUGCCUCUGUUAGAACCAGAAUCAGUCCAGUUUGAUCUAGAACCAGCUCUAAUUUUUAUUUUAAAGUUCAUGCUCAACCUAGAAUUGUCAAACCGGGGUGGUUCUAUCUAGAACUGGUUCUAUCUAGAUCCAGUUAACACAUCCCUACCAGAGAGCACAGAUACUACUCCUGGGCUUAUGGAUUCUCCCUGUUAAAGUCACUCAAUGAGAUGGAUAAAAGAUGACAGUUCUAGAGUGGAGAUUCCAGCUAGUUUGUAGAAGACAAUACUCUCUUUAGAACCCAAAAGUGGCAAUGCCUCUUUCCUAUACCUUGACACUUAAAGAUGUGUCCUUGUCAUGAAAGUGAUAGUUCUUCAAGGUCUGGUGAUGGUGAUUUUCCAGCUGUUGGAGAAUGCUGCUGCUGACUCAUAUGGAGUGAAGCCACGUUUGGAGAUAACACCAAACCAUAGGCAAACAUGCCAGAGUGUUAAAACAUGACAAGAGGAAGAUUGCUUGUGGCAAGAAGCGAGGAGGCAGUUCUAGGAACAGGGAGCAGCAUAAAAGCAAGUGGAUUCGCAGCUGCAUGCUAAUGAAGAAGCAGCACUUAAGUGCCCCAAAUGAGCUCAUUCCAGGUUAUGACUAGGGCUAAGCCAAGAAAAAAUCCUGAAAAUAAUGAAGAUGGUGAAAAACAAGGAACUGAGUGUUGAAGAAGCCUUGGAUUUGGCAGAAAGAGAGAAAAGCAUAGAAGAAAAAGAAGAGAAGUCACCCACGCUUUUGGUGUAUCCCCAGGACCUGCCGAACUGCUCGCAAUUCAACUUCAGCGUCUACAAAUAUAAACACUACCGGUGGCAGAAAAGAAUUUUGCAGAUUGAUCUGCACUCAAAGACCAUUUUUAACAUAGAGAAAGGAAUCAUGAAGAAACAGUUUCCAUUUCCCCAAGUUAAAUCCUGUGCAUAUGGUGAAGGAAGGCGCUUCAGAAUCAGCUUUCAUGAGCAUCAAGACUAUGAACUGGAAGCGGCAUCAUUGGAUGACAAAAAUAAAAUAACUCAGCUUAUGAGUAAAGUCAUACAGAGCAAUGCCUGUGAAGGACUUGCAGAACCCUCCUAUGGCCAGCCCGGCCCAUGUGAUGUGAUACACGAAGGACUCUUGGACUUGCAGCUUGAGAUGGCAACAUCUGUUCAAUGGGUGAAACACUUUGUGCAGCUGCGAGACCGGGAGCUGAGCUUACAUUGCAUCGACCAACACCAGAAGGAGAUGGCGGGCCCCGUAACAAAAACAAUUAACUUGUCAAGUGGAGAUGCCAUUGUCAGCGAGGAGGAGGGUUGUGGUAGAUUCUCCCUGCAGGCAAAGGAAGCCAAGUAUCUAUUCCAAAUACCCUUUACUGUCCAGAACAACAAGGUAGAGGACAUUAGCAAGCUCCGGAAUGAGUGGUUAAUGCUCAUAGACAGAUCUUGCUCAUUGCCGAAGGCCAGCAUGCUGACUCAGGACGAUGCCUCGGAAGAUGCAUAUGAGAAAAUGCAUGCUCUAAAAGCAGAAGAGAUGGAAGAGCCCCCCUCUCGCACUGCGGGUCCCCCCACAACCCCAAAGGCUGUGACUUUGGUCCAUACACCCCAGGAAGACUCCUCUUCAGUUUUGGCAAUGACUCCACUCCCUGUAAUGAUAACAAACAAGGGGCUCCCUCCUCCUUUGCCGAAGUCAUCUAACCCAUCUGCAGUAUCAACAAGGACAAAAAAUUUUCACUGGGAUGUUAUUCCUCAAGAAAAGAUACAGAAGUCAAUGUGGACAUCAUGCCCAGGCAAGAAAAACAUAGAUGUGGCUAGACUUUAUGACCAGUUUCGCAUUCAGCAGACGGCAGGAUUUCCUGGCAAUGAACCUCUGGUGAUAUCACACAUUAUGCUAAACCAGAAAGUUGCACAUAACUUCAACAUUUUUCUUAAAAGUUUCCGCAUAAAGCCAAGCCAGCUGAAAGAAAAAUUAUACAUUAUACAUGAAGACAGUGGUGGACUUAGCGAUGAGCAGAUUACAGCGCUAAGAAGAUAUCAGCCCACUGCAAAGGAUAUAGAAAUGUACCAGUCUUUCAAAGGUUCUCCUUCAGAACUGCAUCUGGUGGAUCAAUUCAUGCUAGAAAUGUGUAAGAUACCCAAUUUAGGCCAAAAGCUGGACCUUUUGCUUUCAGUGCGUGAACUUCCAUCAUCUAUGGCUGAUUUGGAGCCACUGAUAAACCAGAAGAUCCGUGCAUGCAAAGAGCUGCAGGACAGUUCGAGAUUUGUUGCUGUGCUGCAGUAUAUCUUAACCAUUGGGAACUACUUAAAUGAAAAGGGUGGGAGAGAGAGCGCCAAAGGGUUUCUGCUGUCUUCUCUGGCUAAAUUAUCAUUGCUGCGAGGUAAGGAACGGAACUUCACCUUGCUGCAUGCCCUUGUGGAACAGAUCUUCUUACACGAGCCUGAUUUGGCUAAAUUUUCUCAGGAGUUGACAGAAUUUAAAGCUGUUUCUGGUGCUUCCAUCAAAGGUCUCAGUGCUGAAGUUGAAGUUUUACGGAAAGAAUUAGAAAGCAUUGUUGAGUGCAGACGGCUAAUCAAACCCAAGGUUAUCAAGGCAGGAACUCUGGAGUCUCAUUUCCACAAAGAUCUAAAGGAUCUGAUUCAGAAGUAUGAAGGAGAACUUUUGCAGCUCUCUAAAAGAUGUGCAGAGAUGAAAAAGGCCUACCAUGACAUACUGAUGAAAUUUGCGGAAGCAGAAGAUCGAGACUCAGAAGAACUUUUUGGCUGGAUUGCUACAUUUAUCAGUGAAUUCAAGAGGGUCUCACUAGAGAUUAUGCCAUGAAGACAGCAAUUGCAUCAGGAGAAAUUGCACAUUGUUGACUUGAAGUCAUUAGUGGCAAUUAGUGGCAAAUAAAAUAAAAUAAAAUAAA